Ilex paraguariensis (yerba mate) is the source of this 2373-nucleotide messenger RNA. Lineage: Eukaryota; Viridiplantae; Streptophyta; Magnoliopsida; Aquifoliales; Aquifoliaceae. The record is from the annotation of a GenBank genome assembly.
AUGUGUGGAAUACUGGCAGUCUUCGGUUGCGUGGACAAUUCUCAGACCAAACGGUCCAGAAUCAUCGAGCUCUCGAGAAGGUUGCGCCAUAGAGGUCCUGAUUGGAGUGGCUUGCACUGUCAUCAGGAUUGUUAUCUUGCUCAUCAAAGGCUGGCCAUAAUGGAUCCCACUUCUGGAGAUCAACCACUUUAUAACGAGGACAAGACGGUUGUUGUUACGGUUAAUGGGGAGAUAUACAACCAUAACGAACUAAGGAAGAAGCUAAAUUCUCAUCAGUUCCGUACUGGAAGUGAUUGUGAAGUUAUGGCACAUCUUGUUAAUGGGGAGAUAUACAACCAUAACGAACUAAGGAAGAAGCUAAAUUCUCAUCAGUUCCGUACUGGAAGUGAUUGUGAAGUUAUGGCACAUCUUUAUGAAGAAUAUGGAGAAGAUUUAGUUGGCAUGUUGGAUGGAAUGUUCUCCUUUGUGCUUCUUGACACCCAUGACAAAAGUUUCAUUGCAGCUCGGGAUGCUAUUGGUAUUACCCCACUUUACAUGGGCUGGGGCCUUGAUGUGUCCAUAAUCUGGAUUCGCGUUAAUGGGGAGAUAUACAACCAUAACGAACUAAGGAAGAAGCUAAAUUCUCAUCAGUUCCGUACUGGAAGUGAUUGUGAAGUUAUGGCACAUCUUUAUGAAGAAUAUGGAGAAGAUUUAGUUGGCAUGUUGGAUGGAAUGUUCUCCUUUGUGCUUCUUGACACCCAUGACAAAAGUUUCAUUGCAGCUCGGGAUGCUAUUGGUAUUACCCCACUUUACAUGGGCUGGGGCCUUGAUGAGACCGGACUGGAGAAGGUUGAAACUGUCAAGGUUAAUGGGGAGAUAUACAACCAUAACGAACUAAGGAAGAAGCUAAAUUCUCAUCAGUUCCGUACUGGAAGUGAUUGUGAAGUUAUGGCACAUCUUUAUGAAGAAUAUGGAGAAGAUUUAGUUGGCAUGUUGGAUGGAAUGUUCUCCUUUGUGCUUCUUGACACCCAUGACAAAAGUUUCAUUGCAGCUCGGGAUGCUAUUGGUAUUACCCCACUUUACAUGGGCUGGGGCCUUGAUGGAUCUGUUUGGUUUGCUUCAGAAAUGAAAGCCCUGAGUGAUGACUGUGAGCGAUUUAUGUCUUUCCCUCCGGGGCAUAUAUAUUCUAGCAAAAGUGGAGGGCUCAGAAGAUGGUAUAACCCACUAUGGUAUUCAGAACAGAUACCUUCAGCACCCUACAAUCCCGUAGUCUUACGUCAAGCAUUUGAGAAGGCUGUAGUUAAGAGACUUAUGACGGAUGUACCCUUUGGGGUACUUUUGUCGGGAGGACUAGAUUCAUCACUUGUUGCUGCUGUGGCUUCCCGCCAUAUGGCUGAAUCAGAGGCUGCUUGUCAGUGGGGGUCACAAUUGCAUACCUUCUGCAUUGGGUUGAAGGGUUCUCCCGAUUUGAAAGCUGCCAGAGAAGUAGCAAAUUACCUUGGCACCCGUCACCAUGAGUUUCACUUUACUGUUCAGGAGGGAGUAGAUGCACUUGAGGAGGUCAUCUAUCACAUUGAAACAUAUGACGUGACUACUGUGAGAGCCAGUACGCCAAUGUUUCUUAUGUCUCGAAAAAUCAAAUCUUUGGGAGUGAAAAUGGUUCUUUCUGGGGAAGGUUCGGAUGAAAUUUUUGGUGGUUACUUGUAUUUCCAUAAAGCACCUAACAAGGAGGAGUUACACCAGGAAACUUGUCGAAAGAUUAAAGCUCUUCAUCUCUAUGAUUGCUUGAGGGCCAACAAAUCAACUUCAGCAUGGGGUGUUGAGUCUCGUGUACCCUUUUUAGAUAAAGAAUUUAUCAAUGUUGCGAUGGGUAUUGAUCCAGAGUGGAAAAUGGUCAGGCCUGAUCUUGGAAGGAUUGAGAAGUGGGUUUUGCGCAAUGCUUUUGAUGAUGAUACGAACCCUUAUCUACCAAAGCACAUAUUGUAUAGGCAGAAGGAACAGUUCAGUGAUGGGGUUGGGUACAGCUGGAUUGAUGGCUUAAAGGAUCAUGCUAACCAACAGGUUACUGAUGGGAUGCUAACAAAUGCAAAUUUUAUUUAUCCUGAAAAUACACCCACAACAAAAGAGGCAUAUUAUUACCGGACAAUCUUCGAGAGGUUCUUUCCCAAGAAUGCGGCAAGGUCAACAGUUCCCGGAGGUCCAAGUGUGGCAUGCAGUACAGCAAAAGCUGUAGAAUGGGAUGCAGCAUGGUCCAAAAAUCUUGAUCCGUCUGGACGGGCUGCUCUUGGGGUUCAUGAAGCUGCUUAUGAGGACACAUCGGAUGGUAAAAUUGCCAACGCGGUGAACAGCUCGGCUCAGAAAAUAGUGGCAGAGAAUAUUGCGGCAGUUGUUUGA